Molecule: messenger RNA, 2910 nt
Organism: Hipposideros armiger (great roundleaf bat)
Lineage: Eukaryota; Metazoa; Chordata; Mammalia; Chiroptera; Hipposideridae
Gene: GRHL3
Product: grainyhead like transcription factor 3
Exons: 16
Coding region: 261-2069 (602 amino acids)
Biological process (GO): regulation of transcription by RNA polymerase II
Cellular component (GO): nucleus
Molecular function (GO): RNA polymerase II cis-regulatory region sequence-specific DNA binding; DNA-binding transcription activator activity, RNA polymerase II-specific
Source: RefSeq, a predicted model, not a curated record
AGAGUUAACAGCUGCACCUGUUGAGGUAUACCUGCUGUCGCCCGGCACCUGUACCCAUAGCCAAUCAGCACCAGCGCUGCCAGGAACCGACCUGUCAGCAAAAUCCCGACACUCAAACCUCAACAUAAAUCAAACACUUCCCUGGGCAGGGAAUGUCUGUGUCAGGCGAGAAUUAGAGACAAGAGCGGUCGGUCAGCAGAGCCUUCGGUGCCGGUGCCUGUCGUUGGAGCCUGGGAGCCUGGGAGCCUGGGAGGAGGAAGAUGUCGAAUGAACUUGAUUUCAGGUCUGUGCGGCUGCUAAAGAACGACCCAGUCAACUUCCAGAAGUUCUCCUACACUAACGAGGAUGAGGCCUGGAAGACCUACCUGGAAAACCCCUUGACGGCCGCCACGAAGGCCAUGAUGAGAGUCAACGGGGAUGACGACAGCGUUGCGGCCCUGAGCUUCCUCUAUGAUUACUACAUGGGUCCCAAGGAGAAGCGGAUACUUUCCUCCAGCACCGGGGGCCGGAACGACCAAGGAAAGAGGUACUACCAUGGCAUGGAAUAUGAGAUGGACCUCGCCCCCCUUGAAAGUCCCACGCACCUCAUGAAAUUCCUGACAGAGAACGUGUCUGGAACCCCAGAGUACACAGAUGUGCCCAAGAAGAAUAACCUGAUGAGCCUGGAGGGGUCCAUGCCCUCCCCGGGCAAGGCAGCGCCCCUCCCUGCAGGCCCCGGCAAGCUGGAAGCUGGCUCUGUGGACAGCUACCUGCUGCCCACCAGCGAUGUGUACGAUAACGGCUCCCUCACCUCCUUGUUUGAGAACAUUCAUGGGGUACCACCCACACAGCGCUGGCAGCCAGACAGCACCUUCAAAGAUGACCCGCAGGAGUCGCUGCUCUUUUCAGAUAUCCUGAAAACGUCCCCGGAACCUCCAUGUUCAGAGGACUAUCCCAGCCCCAAGAGUGACUUUGAGUACACCUUGGGCUCCCCCAAAGCCAUCCACAUCAAGUCGGGCGAGUCACCCAUGGCCUACCUCAACAAGGGCCAGUUCUACCCUGUCACCCUGCGGACCCCAGCCGGCGGCAAAGGCCUUGCCUUGUCCUCCAACAAAGUCAAGAGCGUGGUGAUGGUUGUCUUCGACAAUGAGAAGGUCCCAGUCGAGCAGCUGCGGUUCUGGAAGCACUGGCAUUCCCGGCAACCCACUGCCAAGCAGCGAGUCAUCGAUGUGGCCGACUGCAAAGAAAACUUCAACACCGUGCAACACAUUGAGGAGGUGGCCUAUAAUGCACUGUCUUUCGUAUGGAAUGUCAACGAGGAGGCCAAGGUCUUCAUUGGUGUCAACUGCCUCAGCACAGACUUCUCCUCACAAAAGGGGGUGAAAGGCGUCCCCCUGAACCUGCAGAUUGACACCUAUGAUUGUGGCUCAGGCACCGAGCGCCUGGUGCACCGUGCUGUCUGCCAGAUAAAGAUCUUCUGUGACAAGGGAGCCGAGAGGAAGAUGCGAGAUGAUGAGCGGAAGCAGUUCCGGAGGAAGGUCAAGGGCCCCGACUCCAGCAACAGUGGCAUCAAGGGCUGCCUGCUGUCUGGCUUCAGGGGCAAUGAGACCACCUACCUGCGGCCCGAGGCUGACCUGGAGACCCCGCCAGUGCUGUUUGUUCCCAACGUGCACUUCUCAGGCCUGCAGCGUCCUGGAGGGGCAGUGCCCUCGGUGGGACACAGUAGCUCCAACAGGCUGCCUCUGAAACGCACCUGCUUGCCCUUCGCUGAUGAGUUCGAGCCUCUGCCCUCCAAACAGGCCAAGGAAGACGACCUUCAGAGAGUUCUGUUGUACGUGCGGAGGGAGACGGAGGAGGUGUUUGACGCCCUCAUGUUGAAGACCCCGGACCUGAAGGGGCUGAGGAAUGCGAUCUCUGAGAAGUAUGGGUUGCCUGAAGAGAACAUUUACAAAGUCUACAAGAAAUGCAAGCGGGGAAUCUUGGUCAACAUGGACAACAACAUCAUUCAGCAUUACAGCAACCAUGUUGCCUUCCUGCUGGACAUGGGGGAGCUCGACGGCAAGAUUCAGAUCAUCCUUAAGGAGCUGUGAGGACCCUGGGCGGUAAGCUCCAGUCAAGGAGCCUGCUGCGAAGUGGUCCCGCGCCACACACAACCUCUCCUCAUGCCUCAGUGCUGUUACUUGAAUGCCUUCCGUGAGGGAAGAGACCCUCGAGUCACAAACCCACAGAUGUCAGGGCCAGGAAGGGACCUGGGCGGCGUCCUGAUCGGAACCCCCAUUUCAUGCUUGAAUCUACUCUCUGAACUCCUGCCAGUGCCUGCCCAGCCAGAGACAGUGUCGUCUUGGUUAACGUACCCAACAGACUGUUUCCUCCUCCCAAAGCCCCUUCUCUGAGGUCAGCCUGAUGGCUGCCGAUCCAGCUGGUAGGGGCGGGCCAGCUCUCCCAAAGCCGGCUCGACUACUCUCCGGUUCCCAUUCUUGGUUAUCCCAUCAACUUCAGACCAAGGGUCUCUCACCCUUUCCUCAGUGAACUGGAACACUCUUGAUUGUCAGUGCAAAGGACUUUUGAAAGAAACGAUGGUGGAUACACUCUCUCUCUCACGGACUUCCUCCAUGCCAGAUGUAAAUAACGGAGCGGGUCGGCCAGAACAAAGUGGAUGCUGGAUGCUGUGUAAACGACCCGACCGCUGCCGUGCCUGCUCACUGUUGUACACAUUUCUUAUUUACAAUUUUCAUUUAUGUUAUAUAUAUAUAUAAGUAUAUAUUGUAUAUAUAUGCAACAUUUUAUAUUUUUCAUGGAUACAUUUUUAUCAUUUCAAAAAAUGUGUAUUUCACAUUUCUUGGACUAUUUUUUUAGCUGUUGUUCAGUUAUGCAUUUUGUAUACUCAUAUAGUAUUUAGUAGUAAAAGUCCGCCUGUGUGUUACUUCAAAU